GGUAACGGAGGCUUUUCCCGCCGCUGGGGCUAGUCACGUGAUGAGCUGCUGUCAGUCACUCGUCCAGACGGGCUCCGAGCAGGAGGGGAGAGCGCACACCGCCGCCAUCAUGCUGAGGAAACUCACUGUGGAUCAGAUUAACGACUGGUUUACCAUCGGUAGAGAAGUGUCCGACGUCAAAUUACUGGGCACCUGGUCAGAGACUAGACAUGAGCUGGAGAAGGUGGAACGGGAAAACCAGGCCAAGAUGCCCAAGGGGACAGAACAUGAAAUUGCAUACAUUGCUAAAUUCCGGCAACUGGAAGAUCAAGAGUUACAGACAUAUGACAAGGAUGAAGUGCCAGGCACCUCCCACAAGAUUUUUGAAGUUGAUAAAAUGCCUUUGGCUGAAUACGAAGUCAGAUACCCUGAAUUGCCUAUAUUAAAGGAUAGAGAAAAGUUGAUUACUUUAAUUGAAAGCAAUGCAGUUGUGAUUAUACAUGGAGCAACUGGGAGUGGAAAAAGCACACAACUGCCACAAUAUGUCCUGGAUUACCACAUGCAGCACUCUGCCUAUUGUAAUAUAGUGGUGACACAGCCAAGGAAGAUUGCUGCAUGCAGCAUUGCCACAUGGAUCAGCAAGGAGAGGAAGUGGCCUCUGAGUGGACUAAUAGGCUAUCAGGUUUCCCUGGAGAAAAAGGCAACUGCUGAUACUCGCUUGAUUUAUAUGACCACUGGUGUUCUCCUGCAGAAAAUAGUGGCUGCUAAAAGCUUGGCUGAAUUCACUCACAUUUUUAUUGAUGAGGUCCAUGAACGCACAGAAGAAAUGGACUUCCUAUUAAUGUUCGUACGCAAACUUCUGCGAACCAAUUCAAGAAUGGUGAAGGUGAUUUUGAUGUCUGCCACCAUAAACUGCAGAGAAUUUGCUGACUAUUUUGCAAUACCAGUCCAUAGUAAAUUGGUCCCCGCAUGUGUCUUCAAAGUCGAAGGGAAACCAUUUGAUGUGGAAGUGUUUUAUCUUGAUGACUUGAAGAACAUUUCUAAUAUUAAGGUGGCGUACAGAGCUCAGUACUUUGAUGACUUGACAAUAUGUAAAGAAAUGUUUGAAGUCGCAACAUGUUUGAUACAUUUAUUUGACGAUAUGGAAAAGGAGGAGCAGAGGCACAUAAAGUUGGGGCCUAGGGAAACGCCGGAGUCAAACAGUGUACUGGUUUUUCUGCCAGGCUUGUUUGAGAUCAAGUAUAUGCAUGAGAUGUUCACAAGCAUGGUUCAUAAAAGACUGCACGUAUACCCAUUACAUUCAAGCAUAACCCUUGACGAACAGAAUAUGGUCUUCAUGGCGCCAGUGCUGGGAUACAGAAAGAUAAUUUUAUCCACAAACAUUGCCGAGAGUUCUAUUACUGUACCAGAUGUUAAGUACGUUAUAGAUUUCUGUCGGACAAAAACACUUGUAUGUGAUGAAGAGACAAAUUACCAAAGCUUGAGGCUUUGCUGGGCAUCAAAGACCAACUGUGAUCAGAGAAAAGGCCGAGCUGGACGCGUUUCUAAAGGAUAUUGCUAUAGACUUGUACACAAAGACUUUUGGAAUGAUUCUAUACCUGAAAAUGUGGUCCCAGCGAUGUUGAGAAGCCCUUUGGGAAACACCAUCUUGCGGGUAAAGGUCCUUGAAAUGGGUGAGCCGAGGGCAAUGCUUGCUACAGCUCUCUCUCCUCCAAAUGUUUCUGACAUUGAACGUACCAUACUUUUGCUCAAGGAGAUAGGUGCUCUUGCAGUUAGUGGAAAAGAGGAACAGAAUCCGUAUGAUGGGGAGCUGACAUAUUUGGGGAGAGUUCUUGCACAGUUACCUGUUGAUCUGCAGCUUGGAAAACUCAUAGUCCUUGGCCAUGUUUUUGGAUGCCUGGAUGAGUGUCUUAUCAUUGCUGCCGCACUGUCCCUAAGAAAUUUCUUUGCUAUGCCUUUUAGGCAGCACCUGGAUGGAUAUAGGAGUAAACUAAGUUAUGCUGGACAGAGUAGAAGUGAUUGCAUCGCACUUGUUGAUGCCUUCAGGUACUGGCAACAUUGCAAGGAAAGAGGUGACCUUAGACAUACCAAGGAUGAACUGCAGUGGGGCAAGUCAAAUUACUUCCAGAUAAAGAGAAUACGAGAGGUGGCUGCCCUAUAUGAAGAGCUUAAAAACCGCAUUGCCCGCCUUAACAUGCAUGUCACUCAUCAGCCACACAUGGAUCCAGAGUACAAGUACAAACAGCGAUUUAUUCUUCAGGUUGUAAUGGCUGGAGCUUUUUAUCCUAAUUAUUUUACUUUUGGGCAAUCAGAUGAAGAAACUGGAAUGAGAGAGCUAGGUGGCAAGGACCCCAAAACUACUGUUGUGCUGAAGAAUCUCCCACCCUAUGGAUUUCUCUACCACAAGCAGAUACAGUCACUCUUCAGACAGUGUGGUCAAGUAAAAUCUAUAUUGUUUGAUGUAUCAAAAGCGUUUGUGGAGUUUUCUCGCAAUCCUACUGAAAGAUUUAAGACACUCACUGAAGUACAUUUGGCGCUUAAGACUGCACAGCUGAAAGUUCCUCUUACCCUUAAUGCCCAUUCUGCAGAGACAAUUGAAGAGCUUUCUACAGGAGACACUUCUACUUUAAAAUUAACCAGAAUUACUGUGGAUUUUCAGAAACAGACUGUAGAACCUGUUCCUGUUUCCCAAACUAUUAAAGAGCAGCUGGAAACCAUAAAGGGCCUGAUUUUGUCUAUCAGUGUGACAGAGGUGGUUGAAGUCGGUCAUUUCUGGGGUUAUCGCAUUGAUAAAAGCAGUUCUGAUCUCCUUGGGCGUCUCAGUGCAGAAAUCCGUCGCCAUGAACUGACACCUCUCUCUAGAGCGGCUCAUCCAGAUCUAGUGUGCCUGGCGCCAUUUAAAGCUUUUGACAGCCCCCAGUUUUACCGUGCUCAGAUACUGUACAUUUCUGGAAGAGAAGCUGUGGUCUUCUUUGUGGAUUAUGGUAACCAGUCAAAAGUUGAGCUAAAUCUUUUGAGAGAAAUUCCCAGUGAUCUUCUGAAUCUUCCUUUCCAGGCCUUGGAGUUCAAGAUCUGCAAAAUGAGGGCGUCUGCACGGUCACUGAUAUGUGGAGAACAGUGGAGUCGUGCGGCUAGUGAGAAGUUUAACUCCUUAGUCAGUGGGUGCACACUUGUGGUGAAAGUCUUCUCUAUUGUACACAGCAUCCUGCAUGUUGAUAUUUAUCGAUAUUUCGAGACUGUUGAGCAAGUCAGCAUAAGGGACAUUCUUAUAGCUGAUGGUUUUGCAGAACCUGCUGAAGAGUCUUAUGAAUCAAAACAAAGCAAUGGAGUGCUGACAGAACUGUUCUCAUUCAGAAAUGCAAGUGAGACGAGAAACACACAUGGCUUUAACAGAAAGCAAGAGAAAGACCUGAUCGACAGGCUGCUGGAAAGUGAUCAGAAUAAUCAGUUUGGUAAACCCACCAGUAAGGUUAUUCUCCAUGGCCCUUUCCACCCAUAUGAAGUCCAGUUUCAUAGUUUGAUGAGUGUUUCCAAAUUCAGAUCUGUGUGGAUUGAAAAAGAAAGCAUUAACUCAAUAGUUGUCAAUGAUACUCCAGAAGCUACUCACCAAAGACUAUUUGUUGCGGCAUCAUUGUCUGUAAACGCAAGCGGUUCUAUGCUCAUGUUAAGAGAGACCUCGCUGCUCCCAUCCAUCCCUGGUCUGCCAGCACUUAUCAGCAUGCUGUUUGCUCCUGUAAUAGAGCUCAGAGUUGAUGACAAUAGAAGAGAGUAUACAGGCGUCCUUUGUGGUCUGGGAUGGCAGUACAGUAACCUUGCAGUAUGGCCUGAGCAUGACAUUGAAUUGGCUUUCGACGUCUCCAUCAAAGUGGAUGACAUAGUGAAGAUAAAUCAGAUAAGAUCCGAUAUUAACAAGAUAGUUUGUCAAAGUGUUGAUGGUACCAUUGGGGGGAGCGACAGGAUGGCGAGGCUCCAGGAAGCUGUUCAAGAUAAUCUGCUAAAUUUGUUCCAACAGGAGAAACCUCGCGAUGUGAUAAAUGCAAAGUGGUAUAAUAAGCUGUAUCAAUGGAAUCAGGUGGACCAGAGAUUCCUCAUAAAUCAGACAAUGAGAACAGAAGAAGAAGUGAAUUCCUAUAUCUACCAGUUACAUAAGAUUGUAAUGUUAAACCCCUAAAUAUUUUUCUUUUUCCCAAAACGUGGGGAGCUUUCAAUUAAUGAAGACAUCAGAAGUAAUGAUGUCUCAUCCUGCAGUGUGUAGUGCUGGUUGUGUUGUGUUUUUUUUUUUUCUGUUAGUUUGUUUUUUCAUGUUGUAAAUUGUUACUUUUAUGUAGAGAAUCAGUGAUAAUCCUUUUGGACGAAUUGAACAGAGAAACACUUUAAUGUUUUCUUUCCUCAUGAUAACGUUGAGAUUAUUAUUGUUAUUACUGACAAUAAAAGGUUAUAAGAAC
Messenger RNA from Hyla sarda, 4424 nucleotides. It is a transcript of the gene TDRD9, whose product is annotated as tudor domain containing 9. The transcript is spliced from 36 exons. Bases 41 to 4150 code for a protein of 1369 amino acids. NCBI's taxonomy places the organism in Eukaryota, Metazoa, Chordata, Amphibia, Anura, Hylidae. Gene Ontology annotation, molecular function: ATP binding; RNA binding. The record is from RefSeq and is a predicted model, not a curated record. Gene Ontology annotation, cellular component: intracellular anatomical structure.